Gryllus bimaculatus (two-spotted cricket) is the source of this 2969-nucleotide messenger RNA. The record is from the annotation of a GenBank genome assembly. NCBI's taxonomy places the organism in Eukaryota, Metazoa, Arthropoda, Insecta, Orthoptera, Gryllidae.
AUGCCCUAUUGCAGAUCACAUUCUCGAGACCAUUUCUUCGGCGUGGAGGGCGGCUGCUGCGGUACUGGGGAAAAGGGAGGGUUGGGUCUUCAACCAGAACUUGAAGCAAUCAUCUUAAAAAACGCUGGGCCCGGAUUUCAACGUGACCGCCCACCAUCGGCUUAUCAAGAACGUCCCGAUGAUCGAGCAGCGUAUUACGAUCGUCAAGGGGACCGUGCAGGAUAUCAGCAACGCGAGGCUGAUCGACCAGCGUAUCGUGAACGCCCAGCCUAUCAGGAACGUUCAGCUGACCGCCCAGCAUACCAGGACCGUCAAGGUGACCGCUCAGGUUAUCAACGUCAAGAUGAUCGAUCAGGACACCAGGAACAAGUUCCAACCUACCAGCAACCACGUGGAUCAUCACAGAAUGUCGGUAGUAGACCGUAUUCAAGAGAUCCAGAGAGCGCUGGAAAACGCGGUCUUACACAGAGAAUGCAAAGACUGGAUAUUGGUGUAUCUUCUGCCUCAGCAGGGGGAGGAGAUCAACCCCCUUCAUCACGUGCAACUGCAACACGUGGUCGUCGCUCAGCACAAAGUGAUAUAGUUCGAACACGACCAGCCCAUGUAGGAAGCAAAAGAGGGUCAACUGGUCAAAGAGUUAUGCUCACUGCAAAUUAUUAUAAAUUGGAAACACACACUGACUGGUGUCUGUAUCAGUAUCGUGUGGAUUUUUCUCCUGAUGAAGACAGAACUCAGAUUCGAAAGGCACUUUUAAGAAAUCAUCGUUCAUCUCUCGGAGGUUACAUUUUUGAUGGCACAGUUAUGUUCACAAGUCACAGGUUAACAAGUGAGGCUUCACGACCCAUGGAACUUGUAACAAAACGGCAAUCAGAUGAUGAGAAAGUUGUGAUCACAAUUCGUCAGGUGGGAGAUUUAGCAUUAGGAGACUACCAUUAUCUUCAAUUCUUCAACAUUCUAAUGCGAAAAUGUUUGGCUCAUUUAAAUCUGCAAUUAGUGGGUCGCAAUUUUUUUGAUCCAAAGGCCAAGGUUGAGGUUCGAGAGUAUAAGUUAGAAUUAUGGCCAGGUUAUGUUACAUCCAUACGACAACAUGAAAACAGUAUUUUGAUGUGUUCAGAAAUCACACACAAAGUUAUGAGGCAGGAUAAUGUUUUGGAUUUAUUGACAGAAUGUGUUAAGAAAGGAGAAAGAGAUUUCCAACGAAUUUUCCAACAGGCCAUAAUUGGAUCAGUAGUCCUAACUGAUUACAAUAAUAGAACCUACAGAAUUGAUGAUGUUGAUUUCAGAGUAUGCCCAGACUCAAAAUUUAAAUUGCGUAGUGGUCAAGAAAUCUCCUACAAGCAGUAUUACAGAGAAAAAUAUCAAAUUAACAUCACUCAAGGAGAUCAACCAAUGUUGAUUUCUCGAACAAAGCCCAGAGAACGUCGUGCAGGUAUGUCUGAAAUGGUUUAUUUGGUACCAGAACUCUGUCGUUUGACUGGGCUGACAGAUGACAUGAGAGCAAAUUUCAAUUUAAUGAGGGCUCUGGCAGAACAUACCAGAGUGGGUCCUAAAAUGCGUGUCCAGAAAUUGCUCAAUUUUGGAAGACGACUUCGAAGUGAGGAAAGCAUUAUGGAGGAUUUGCAAGAGUGGAACAUGAGAUUGAGUGAAAAUCUUGUGCAAUUUGAGGGCCGUGUCCUCCCACGUGAGAGAAUCAUACAGGGCCAUUCAAAGUAUGAUCCCAGUCAAGAAACAGAUUGGACCAGAGAUCUUAGAGGUCAGCCAAUGCUAACUAAUCCUCGACUUGAGAACUGGGCAGUCAUAUGUCCAAGUAGAAGCAAGAGGGAUGGGCAGACAUUUGUGGCUUCUUUGAUCAAGGCAGCUUCUGGAAUGCAUUUCACAAUCCCAAAUCCAUUUAUGCAUGAAAUUCAAGAUGAUCGUGCAGCUUCUUAUGUAGAUGCAUUGGAAAGGGUUAUUUCAAGUAAAAAUCCACAACUUGUAAUGUGCAUUGUGCCAAACAAUCGUUCAGAUCGGUAUAGUAGCAUUAAAAAGAAAUGCUGUGUUGAAAGAGCAGUUCCAACCCAAGUGAUUCUUCAAAAGAAUUUAACAAGUAAGGGGGUAAUGUCAAUUGCUACAAAAGUGGCAAUACAAAUGAACUGCAAAAUUGGAGGUGCACCAUGGACUCUAGAAAUUCCUCUAUCAGGGCUGAUGGUUGUUGGUUUUGAUGUCUGCCACGACACUACAAGCAAAGGCAAAAGCUUUGGAGCAGUUGUGGCAUCUCUUGAUAAAACAUUGAGUCGUUAUUUCAGUGCAGUGUCACCUCAUACUACAGGAGAAGAGUUGUCUAAUGAUUUGUCCAUAAAUCUCUGCAGCAAGUAUUUUAUUAUAUAUGAUAUACUAGUUCAUUUCUUUCAAAAAUUAAUUUCAAGUUAUUUCCAUUUUUUCAUGGACUACAAUGAUGGUCACUUACCUCAACGCAUUGUUGUUUAUCGUGAUGGUGUUGGAGAGGGUCAGAUUCCUUAUGUAUUCCAGCAUGAAGUAACCCUGAUGAAGGAAAAGUUGGGUCAAAUGUAUCAAAAAUCAGGACAAGAGCUGCAUAUGGCAUUCAUCAUUGUUACAAAGCGAAUCAACACAAGAAUUUUUCUGCAAGACAAUAAUCCACCACCUGGAACAGUGGUUGAUGAUUGCAUAACAAUGCCUGAAAGGUAUGAUUUCUUUUUAGUCUCUCAGUCUGUGCGACAAGGAACUGUGAGCCCUACAUCAUACAAUGUCAUUAGUGAUAAUCUUGGAUUGGAUCCUGAUAAACUACAAAGGCUUACAUACAAACUCACUCAUCUCUAUUACAAUUGGAGUGGGACCGUUCGAGUUCCAGCUCCUUGUCAGUAUGCUCAUAAAUUAGCAUACCUUGUGGGCCAAGCACUGCAUCGGGCACCAAAUGCUCAACUGGAAGAUGUUUUGUAUUUCCUUUAAGAGUCUAUAUUUUGUUAUUUGCU